GUGGGUUCUCAUGAGAUCUGUCUGCUUCAUUAGAGUGGAGACACACAACACGGAUUUGUGAGUCCAACAGAGCAGUGAACAGAGAGCGACAAUGAAGGUCUGGUUUCUGCUGUUUCUGCUGCUGCCACUCUGCCUAGGGACAUCUGGUGUUGCAACAGAAUUUAAAAUUGACUGCUAUGGGGAGGAUUUCCUAAUGGUGAGGAACAUGGUCAUGCAUUGUAGAAGCAAGGUUCAACAGGCGUGUUACACCAGAUCAACCGGAGAGAAAGGCUGCAUUCGAACAGAGUUCUGUAAGAGACCUGGCUGGAAAUGCUGCGACACAAACCUCUGCAAUGCCUAACGUUAACACCAGAGAGAGCUAGACUGACAUCGAGAACUAGACGAAGAACAUCACGAACAGGAUGCCUUUCUCUACUUCCUCACCUAUUUCUUUCUUCUGCAUUUUUUCUGUAAAAAACACACUUGAGAUGGCAUAAUAAAUAAUUGUAUAAAUUAUUUCUUAUGAGUCACAUGCAUGUUAAAAUGCAGCACAUUCAUUUUUUUGUGUAUGUGAGGAAGUGAGUAGUUCAAGUUCCUAUAUCCUACAUCAGAGUUCUUCCACUAAAAUUUGCACAGGUCCAGUUAUAUAAAAUUCCUUGCUUACAAAAGAAAUGAAUAUGACUGAAUAGUGACAGGAGUUUCCGUUUAAUGCUUAAUCAUUUUUUCUUGUCUAUAAAUAAAACAGUUUGAAGUGG
This is a messenger RNA of Pangasianodon hypophthalmus (striped catfish), 734 nucleotides long. RefSeq lists its product as uncharacterized. NCBI's taxonomy places the organism in Eukaryota, Metazoa, Chordata, Actinopteri, Siluriformes, Pangasiidae. The transcript is spliced from 4 exons. The coding region runs from base 92 to 340 and encodes 82 amino acids. The record is from RefSeq and is a predicted model, not a curated record.